This is a messenger RNA of Hypanus sabinus (Atlantic stingray), 4432 nucleotides long. It is a transcript of the gene chst15a, whose product is annotated as carbohydrate (N-acetylgalactosamine 4-sulfate 6-O) sulfotransferase 15. Gene Ontology annotation, biological process: hexose biosynthetic process. The coding region runs from base 862 to 2493 and encodes 543 amino acids. NCBI's taxonomy places the organism in Eukaryota, Metazoa, Chordata, Chondrichthyes, Myliobatiformes, Dasyatidae. The transcript is spliced from 8 exons. Gene Ontology annotation, molecular function: N-acetylgalactosamine 4-sulfate 6-O-sulfotransferase activity. The record is from RefSeq and is a predicted model, not a curated record.
GCGCAAAAACACCAAAUUACAUGAUAUAUGACAGUAUUAAUAAAUCUGAUUCUGAUUCCUUAGUACGUAGAAAGAAGCAGAAUGUCGGCUCCAAGGUGGCUCACAGAAUAAUUCCAUCAGUCCACUUCCCCCGUGUAUUGUCAGAUGGAGUAGGUACGAAGGGCCAAAUGGCCUACUCGUUUCUAUUGCGUUUUUCUCUACACGAUGGACUGACUCUGAGGACAGUCUUUCUCUCAGUUUAAUAUCAGCGGCACAGGUCGUGAAAUUUGUCGACUUGGCGGCAGCAGCACAGUACAAUACAUGAUAAAGUAGAAAAAGAUAAUUAAGUAAAACAAUUACAGUAUGUAUAUAAAUUGUUAAAUAAAAGUAGUGUAAAAACAGUAAGAAUAAAAGUGAGGCAGUGUUCAUUAGUCGUCAUCCCAAAUCUUCUAUUGUUUCUCUCUUCACUGACCAGCUGAGUAUUUCCAAGUGUUUUUAUUUCAGAAUUCAAACACGUGGUAAUUUGCUUGUUGAUUCUCAGCUUCUCUGUUAUAUGCGCCUUCUUUGUGAGAUUGUGUCCGAGCGGACUUCUUUAUGUGAGAUUGUGCCUGAGGAAUGUCUCUGGACUCCUUUCUGCAGCGCUGUGCUUGGGGAGCGCCUUUUGUGAAUUCCUUUCUGCCAGGUAGAUUUUAAAGAUAGAUUAUCUCCACUGCCUGACAUCAGGAAAGUGUUCACAUGGCUUAGGAAAAAGGUUGUGCCAAUCUACAUUUAAACUGAGGCCAUUUCAAUGGUAAGAUGCCAACAUUAAUCAGCCAAGGACCUCAACUGGAGAUGUAGUUAUUUACUAGCCUGAUACCAUGAACCUAUGCUUGGCCAUGUAAAAUGCAUUCAAGACCCAAUUGUACAGAAAAUAAGUUUGUUUCAUUUACUUUUAACAAGGACUUUCAGAAACCACCUCGACUAUUUUAUGAAGCUGAGCAGCAACCAAUGAAUUUGCUUGCAACACUGGAGGUCAAAGCAGAACGCAGGUUUAAAUGGAGUGGAUAUCUUUUUGCGUGGAAAGCAAAACUGGGCACCCUAUUUGUGGGUGUAAUAAUACUAUGCCUAGUAAUGGCAUCUUAUAUUUUAACCAGAAGCCAACAGAGACUACUGCUCACUCCAUCCCCAUUCCAAUACAGUACCAGCACAAAUAAUAACUUCCUAGAACUGGACUCGACAGAGUUUGAAGAUGACACCGAUGACCUUUCUUCACCACGAAAUUGGUUUGGAAGUAGUAAUUAUUUAAAAUCUGAACUCAUUAUUAAAACCCACAAUUCCAAACUUCAACUCACGCCAAGAAGACUGCCAGAGUGGGAUGAUCUUAUCAAAGAAGAACCACAUAUAUUUUCAGUCAUUCCGAGGAGGUUUCUUAAGAAUGUAAAGAAUCAUUGUUGGUACAUGAAAUAUACGGGAACUGCAUCAACAGACCCCUACAAGAAGAAUGCAUAUUUUUUGCACACAAAGCAUUUCCAAAUAAUAUUUGAUUACCUGAGAAAGGUCAUUUGGAAGCACUUGCAACACCACGGUGGUAAACAUUAUCGCCUCCGCUGUCUUCCAUAUUUCUACAUAAUCGGACAGCCAAAGUGUGGGACUACUGAUCUGUAUAACAGACUUAGACUGCAUCCUGAAGUGAGCUUUUCCAUCGUCAAAGAGCCUCACUGGUGGACAAGGAAAAGGUUUGGGAUCAUUCAGCCCUGGAAUGGAUUCCAUGGUCGCUAUCAAAUUGAAGAUUACUUGGAUUUGUUUGAUCUAGCAGCAUAUCAAAUUCAGAGUCAGAUAUCCAAUUCAUCUGCUGAACAAGAAAUGGACAGCAAUAUGGUUAUUGGUGAGGCAAGUGCUUCCACGAUGUGGGAUAAUAAUGCAUGGCAGAGUUUCUAUGGUCACACCGCUAACAGCGAGCCGCCAUAUUUAAUUCAGGAUUUCCUACAUGCUGUUCUGCCAGCUGCUAAGCUUAUUGUUAUGCUCAGAGACCCUGUUGAGAGGCUGUAUUCUGACUAUUUGUACUUCAUAAGUGCUAACAAAUCUGUGGAGGAUUUUCAUGAAAAGGUGAAAGAUUCUCUGCAAAUAUUCGACAGCUGCCUCAUGCACUCUUCCCUUAGAUCCUGUGUGUACAACUGCACUGUGAACUCUGCCAUGCCUGUACGAUUGCAGAUUGGAUUAUAUGCUGUCUUCUUGUGGGACUGGUAUGCCGUUUAUAACCCAAACCAAUUUCUUAUUCUACGUCUGGAAGAACACGCAGCUGAUGUGAAGAACAGUAUGGACAGAGUCUUCAGAUUCUUGAACUUAGGAAGUUUGACAGAGAAACAGGAGGCAGCCAUUAUAAACAACCCAGCAUCAAAUACCAGACGUCCCAAAGACAAAAGCCUUGGGCCUAUGUUACCAGAAACCAGGAAGAUUCUAGAGAAAUUCUACAGACCCUUUAAUGAACAACUGGCUUUUCUACUUAACAACGACUCUUUCUUGUGGGAAAAAUAAAUACAGACCAAAUUCACGAAGCUGAAAAAUAUUAACUGUUUUAUACUUUGUGGUCCUGGAAUAUUCAACAGUACAUUGACGAUAGAGUUGAAAAUUUGGUUUUUGAGUUUAUUUUUAAACUCUUACAUGAAGACUUGUUCAAAAUUCAACAAGUGUCUUGUAUAAAGUUUAACCCUCAUGAUUUUAAUGAGGAACAUUUUCCAAAUUCCUUCACUAAACAUUUCCAUGGAAUAUUUAGGUUUAUAUUAUUUGACACUGUGAUAAAUUUAAAUUCUUAAUCUGUGUACUUUUUAAAAAAUGUAAUCCCCAUGUGAUUUUAAAUAUUUUGUAGGAGUUUCAAUUACAAGUGUAUUUGGUAAAAUUGGAAUAUUCAUAAAUGUCUUCUAAUAUUGCUGCCAAAUAUAAAUAAUGAGAUUUCAAUAAUGGUGCCUACUUUAGUCUUCCAGUAACUUAUAUAAUACAUAACUUACAUAAUAGUCUGAUACAAGAGUACAAGUUUGUGUCAUUGUUCAUCUUACCUCUCCCUGUUGUUUUAUAUCUGAGAACCGGAGAUUGAGAAGCAUCAUAUCCAAUAACUGUUCUAAAAAAAAACCCCAUCAGUUUCAUGUCCUGUUCUUUGCAUGUUUUCAAUCAAAAAAUUACAUUGUUUUAUUCUGGUUGCUUCUAAACAGAUGAAUGAUUGAAUUAUUACAUCUAUGGGACCAAGACAGACAAAAUGCAGUGUUUCCACCUGAGUUCAGGUGCACGGCAGGCCUCUAUCAGUGUGUUUCACUCGGUAGUUGGUACACACUGAUGCUUUAACUGCAUAUUAUAGAAAAAUAUCCAUGACUUACACAGGGAAGCAAUUUUCUGUUCAGGUUUGCAAUGUUAGGAGCAGCAGUGCCCCCUGUUGUUAAAAUUUUGCUAUUUGGAAAAUCCAUUCAGAUUAAAUCUUCACUCUAUGCUGGCUCAAAGAAAACUCAGAUAUUUGUAAUAAUGGAUACAAAUUUUAUAAUGAAAUUUAAAAAAAAAACACCCUACAGAGCCUUGUCAGCUCCAAGGAGAAAAUACUGGUUUAUUAUUCUUUGGGACUCUUGAACAUUUUUAACCAAUGAGGACCUUCAGUUUAAUUGGUGAAAUAUUUAUAUUUUUGAGAGUACUAAUAUUUUUCUAAGAUAAUUUUUAUGUUCAACAAGGUAAGAGCACUUGAACAAUUCUUGUCCUCGUUAUUUAGUCCAUUACUUCCAGGCUAUUUCUGAAGUAAAACUGUUUAUUUUUUCAAGUUUUCUCUCAAAAAUUAACCGAGAAUUUAUAAGUGAAGAACUAGUUUAAAAAUAAGCAGUCCCUGGUUAACCAUAAUUUCACUAAUGAUUUCAUAAUUCUAGUAUUAGAAUGGCUCUGCUUUGGCUUUGGGACAGACUGUUAGUGACAUCCUGUGUUACAGACAGUUUUCAUUGUGCAUUGGAUUGAGAUUGCACAAACUCAGUUGUUUUGACCUUUCAAUGGGCAGAGUGAUUAUUAAUCCUUUGAUCAGGUUUGUAUUUGAAAGCAAGUGCCAGAGGUAAAAGGAUAGAGUGAUAGAUUUAUGUACGGUUCCACUUUUCAUUUUGCACUGCUUUCAAACCAUUCAUUUUGAGUUGUUUAUAUUCUAAGGUACUUUGUGGAAAAAAAAUCAUAAACCUCCUUUAAAUUGCAAUGCAAUAUUAUUGUCACAAUUCAGUUUGUUCAAUGUUAUUUUUGGUUCAGUUCUGCUGUCUUUGAUUAUUACUGUUUGGUUUUCUGUUGCUAAUCGUGAUAACUGACAGCUGUGUUCUGUGACUACCCUCCUGGUUACUGUCUCAUUCUACACCACCACCUUUUGGAUGGCUUGAGAAUUAGUCCAUUGCAACACAUAGAAAGCAGAUCUAUUAGGAGAGAGAGAGGAGAGAGAGAGGAGAGAGGAGAGAGGAGAGAGGAGAGA